UGCUAUCCGGGAUUGUUUCCCCAAGUUGUUAUGCCUGGAUGGCCAAGAGUUACCUCAGACAAUUUUUGUUGAUAUUGACAGCCCUGAGUUAAUACAACCUUGCAAGGAAAGCUAUCAACGAUCUGCAACCCUACAGCGUCUAGUCGAGCAGUUCCUGCAACAGUAUUACUUGAUCUAUGACUGUGGAGAUCGGCAGGGUCUCCUUGGGGCUUACCAUGACGAGGCCUGCUUCUCCCUGACCGUUCCCUUCAACCCCAAGGACCCAGCCCCGAGCAGCUUGUGGGAGUACUUCCAAAAUAGCAGGAAUAUCAAAAUGCUCAAGGACCCCUACUUGCGGGGGCAGCUGCUGAAGCACACAAAGCGUGACAUUGUGGACUUCCUCAGUGUGUUGCCCAAAACUCAGCAUGACCUCCACUCCUUCCUGGUGGACUUGUGGUUCCAGACGGAAACGAUGCUCUUCUUUUCUGUCAACGGGGUGUUCAAGGAAGUGGAAGGAAAGUCCCCCAGCUCUGUUCUUGCCUUCACUCGAACCUUCAUCGCUAUCCCUGGCAGCAAUUCCAGUCUAUGCAUCGUGAAUGAUGAGCUGUCUGUGAGGGAUGCCAGCCCCAAAGAGACCCAGAGCACCUUCUCCAUUCCAAAGUCCUCAUCCUCGUCCAGCUCUGAGCCCGCCCUUUCCCCGGAGCAGCAGGAAAUGGUGCAGGCUUUCUCCGUCCAGUCUGGGAUGAAACUCGAGUGGUCUCAGAAGUGCCUUCAGGACAAUGAGUGGAACUACACCAAAGCUGGCCAGGUCUUCAUUAUGCUCCAGGCCGAGGGCAAGGUCCCGGAGGAGGCCUUCAAACACACCUCCUAA
Molecule: messenger RNA, 850 nt
Organism: Carlito syrichta (Philippine tarsier)
Lineage: Eukaryota; Metazoa; Chordata; Mammalia; Primates; Tarsiidae
Product: nuclear RNA export factor 2-like
Exons: 11
Biological process (GO): poly(A)+ mRNA export from nucleus
Cellular component (GO): nucleus
Molecular function (GO): RNA binding; protein binding
Source: RefSeq, a predicted model, not a curated record